AUUGUGAUCUUUUGGUUCAAGAUCGAUUAGAGGAUGAUGAAAGAUGCUCACGUCUUGAGAAGAUUGAUCGCUUGCUUUUAUUCUAAGAUUACAUUGAUGACUUGGAGAAGGAAGAAGAGGAAAAGAAGAAGAUACAGAAGGAACAAUUGAGACAUGCUGAGCAGAAAAAUCGUGAUGCAUUUUGCCAGCUAAUGGAAGAAUAUGUUGCUGAUGGCAAUCUAACUGCUAAAACUUACUGGCUUGAUUAUUGUUUGAAGGUGUCAAGAUGAGGCUGAUUCGACGAAGGAACAAGGAUGGAAGAACAUACAAUCUACCAUCUGCAUCUGAAGUGGCUGCAUUGGUUGUUGGAGAUAUUGAUGGUUCUAUUGGAGAUAGGGACAUUAUAAUUGAAACACAAUCUAGGUUGCUGCAACGCAUUGAUGUACACCAUCCUCUUUAUCUUGCUUUGCAAUAUCCUUUAUUGUUUCCUUACGGAGAAGAUGGAUAUAGGAAUGAUGUUAUGCUCAAUCUUCUGGCAUCAUCUGAGGGUGGUGGGAGGAAAACAGUAAGCAUGAGAGAGUUUUUUACAUUUCAUCUACAAAAUAGGGAGAAAGAGUCCCAAAUUUUGUUAUCUUCAAGGAAGUUGUUUCAACAAUUCAUGGUGGAUGCUUACACAAUGAUUGAAGCUGAGCGAUUGAAUUUUUUGAAAUAUAAUCAAACUUUGUUAAGAGCAGAUUUGUAUAGAGGUUUGAACGAUGCUCUAAGUCGAGGUGAAAAACAAGCAUCUGCUACUGGCAAGCGGAUUGUACUUCCAUCUUCAUUCACUAAAGGUCCUAGGUAUAUGUCUGAGAACUGCAAGGAUGCAUUUGCCAUUUGUCGUUGGGCUGGUUAUUCAAGUUUAUUUAUUACAAUAACUUGCAAUCCUAAAUGGCCGGAAAUAAUGAGAUUUGUUAGUAAAAGAGGCCUUCGACCUGAGGACCGUCCUGACAUACUUUGCAGGGUCUUUAAGAUUAAAUUGGAUCAUUUGCUUAAUGAUUUGAGGAGUGGUCAUAUUUUUGGAAGAGUUUUAGCAUAUACUUGCACAAUUGAAUUUCAGAAACGUGGGCUUCGCCAUGCGCAUAUAUUGUUAUGGUUACAUUCAGAUGACAAGCCAAAAUCUGCAGAGGACCUUGAUAAAAUUAUUUCAGCAGAAAUUCCUGACGAAGUACUGGAUCCAGAAUUGUAUGAUGUUGUUAAGGCUUGCAUGAUGUGUGGAAGAGCAAAUCCUAAAUCGCCUUGCAUGAAAGGUGGUAAGAAUUGCACAAAACACUUUCCCAGAGGAUUUUGCUCUAGAACCACAAUAGAUGAAGAAGGUUUCCCUCAUUAUAGGAGGAAGGAUAAUGGUAGAACAGUGAAGAAGAAGGGUGUUGAGCUGGAUAAUCGAUAUGCCGUUCCUUAUAAUGCAAAGCUUCUUCUGAAGUACAAAGCUCACAUAAAUGUGGAGUAUACAUGUCAAACCAGUGCUAUUAAGUACCUUUUCAAAUAUAUUCACAAAGGUAACAAUCGGGUAACAGCUAUACUCAGUCAUCCUAGAGGGAGUGGAUCAGCUUCUUUAGAUGAAAUCCAGAGAUAUUAUGAUUGUAGGUAUGUUUCUGCAUGUGAAGCAGCUUGGAGGAUUUUUGGAUUUCCAAUUCAUUAUAGGUCUCCAUCUGUGCAAAGAUUAUCUUUCCACUUGGAAGAUAAGAAGUAUGUCAUUUACAAAGAUAACGAUGACAUUGAGGAAGUUUUGAAUAAAGUUGAUUCUAAAAGAACAAUGUUUGAGGCUUGGCUGGAAGCAAGUAGAAAAUUUGAUUUUGCAAGGGAACUUAUUUAUGCUAAAUUUCCCACACAAUUUGUCUACAAUGAACAAACACAUGAGUGGACCAAGAGGAAAAAGGGCUUUGCCAUUGGAAGAAUAGCUAAUGUGCCUCCUGGUAUUGGAGAAGAAUAUUAUUUGAGGAUUUUAUUGAAUAUUCAGAGGGGAUGCAGAAGUUAUGAAGAUAUUAGAACAAUAAAUGGUAUUGUGUUUCCUAACUUUAAAGAAGCAUGUUAUGCUUUGGGAUGGUUGGAUGAUGACAAGGAGUACAUUGAUGCUAUAAAUGAAGCUCAUUUGUGGGGACAAACUGCACAUUGCCUUCGACAGCUUUUUGCGUCUUAUUGUACUCUAAGAACAUGUGUAGACCUGAGCAUGUUUGGGAUAGUUGCUGGAAAUAUUUGUCUGAUGACAUACUUUAUCGUCAAAGACAAGUCAUUGGAAGACAAGCUAACAAAUUCAUGGGACGAUGAGUUUCACAAUGUUGUCCAGAUGAAUUAUGCAACCAGCGCUCCUCAUGAUAGCCAUGAGGAUGCAAAUGCGUCUCUGCCAGGUAGCUGGGGUCACAGUAGUUCCACUUCUAAACAUCAGUGGUUUAUUGAAAGUGUCAUUGGCUCAGAUUUUAUAACGAGGAGCAGAUACUCACUUGGAAGCUUGACGUUCCUCGGGUGUAUGGUAGAGCAGCAAACUUUGUUUUCUUUUGUUCUGGCGUUGAAUAUAUACACAAAAAUGGAACUCUUUGAUCAUGGGAAUUUAGUUACCCUCCUAGCAUAAAAGCUGGGAGAUACUAUGGUGUAAGAUCAUCACAUACAGGUUGCAAAUGGAAUUAUUGAUUUUUAGUUUGCAAAAGGCUUUAUAGAUACUAAAUCUUUGCUUCUGACUUUGCCCCUUAUUAGUUUUUAUUUCAAACUUUUUUUCCUAUGACGUUUCAUGCUUUAGUUUGGCAUAGCAAGUGCAGUAGAGAUUGUAAUUUUUCUUAUCAUUCAGUUUCCAUUGGCAUUAUCUCCCCUGGUGCCUGAAAAUGUGAACUUUUCAGAAACCUAGCAAACCUAGCAAGUUUUCCAGCAUGCAUGAUGGGUUUAAAUAUUUCAUUUAAAAGGAAUUUUUGAAGUAGAUUAUUUGGAGAUUGGCUUGGAUAUCGCACGUUACUAGACUAUAAUUGUGUUACCCUGUUGUAAGCAUGCUCAUGCAUUUGUAGCUAUGUUACAUAAACUCUGGAAUCAGGACCAAGUGUCUGAUAUUGAUUUCCUUAAAUAAUGCAGCCUUGAAUCCUUUUUAAUUUUGUGUAAUAGGUCACCUCUAUUUUUAUUAGAAGAACUUGUUACAUUGUUUUCUAAGCACCUCGUUAUCAAAACAUAUAUUUCUUUGGGUUGCUAGCCAUAUCAGUUAAGCAUUACAAUAUUUACUGAGCAGUAAGAUUUUAUGCUGCAAAGAUUGUACUUUCUGAAGUGGAUCUCCUUAGAUGUUUAUUAUUUUAUGGAGUUCUCAUCAGCUUAUGUUUUUAUGUAACUUAAGAGUGUGGUUCACCUUUGUCAAUAGAGAUCACAACGAUGCUAAUCUGACAUUAGUUUUAUUACAUGUGACCUUUUAGGUUUUGCUAUGCUUUUUUUUACAUAAUUUGUACACUUACAGGUAAAUUCCCUUUGAAUGGGGAUGUCCCUUUUAAAUGGUCUUGCUGUACUUCAACUAUACUGUUGACAGCAUCAAAUUUAGAUGUUUUUGUGCUUGUGAAAAUAUACAUAAUGCUAUUUC
Rubroshorea leprosula is the source of this 3562-nucleotide messenger RNA. The record is from the annotation of a GenBank genome assembly. Lineage: Eukaryota; Viridiplantae; Streptophyta; Magnoliopsida; Malvales; Dipterocarpaceae.